Colletotrichum destructivum is the source of this 681-nucleotide messenger RNA. RefSeq lists its product as uncharacterized. NCBI's taxonomy places the organism in Eukaryota, Fungi, Ascomycota, Sordariomycetes, Glomerellales, Glomerellaceae. The record is from RefSeq and is a predicted model, not a curated record. Bases 5 to 298 code for a protein of 97 amino acids. The transcript has a single exon.
CUACAUGUGUCUGCCAGAUCGUCAUCCAUCAUUCCCCCGGUUUCCAUCCCUUCACUACCAGGCUACCCUGCCGCAAAAAUCACAUGGAUGGUCAAAGGGCAACCGUCCCAUGUGGGAUGUUGCUCUCGGCGUUCAACAAAAUGAACAAAAACCAAACUCUCGAACUCUCGAACCUACUAUUGACCCAUCAAACCUGUUAGAACAAGCGCCGGCUCUCCCAAACGUCCCAAGCUCCUCAUCCAUUUUCCCAUCCGCUGCGCUGGCUCUUCUGAGGAAGCCUGAGACAGACAAAGGUUAGUCAAGGAACCCCCCUCCUCCAUCGCUUUUACCGCCUUUUCGACGCGCUUCCCGUCCAACAUCAUUGGACUGGGUCGGGGACGCUGGGCCGCCCUAACGCCGCCUCCAACUGCAACGUGCUCAAGCCUGCAUCUUCGUCUAAGGUAGUGGAAGUACUGAUCACUCGUCUCGACGGCUGCGCAUUGACGAUGAGUGAUUGACAUGUGAGAGGAAAAGGGACAGAAGGAAGGAAAGGGAAGAGAAACAGAGACCCUAAAAUCCAGCCUCCGGUGCUGUCUGUAAGACUAGAUACACCUCGAAGCCGAAUGCUGCAGUAGGAGGGGCUGCGUUGACAGGUCGGUCAAGAUAGCAGCGGGACGCCUGGCCAAAUACACCGAGCUCACC